UGUUCCGGGAGAAGGUCACGGAGCAGCACCGGCAGAUGGGCAAGGGUGGCAAACAUCACCUCGGCCUGGAGGAGCCCAAGAAGCUGCGGCCGCCACCUGCCAGGACCCCCUGCCAGCAGGAACUGGACCAGGUCCUGGAGCGGAUCUCCACCAUGCGCCUUCCCGACGAGCGGGGGCCCCUGGAGCACCUCUACUCCUUGCACAUCCCCAACUGUGACAAGCAUGGCCUGUACAACCUCAAACAGUGCAAGAUGUCUCUGAACGGGCAGCGUGGGGAGUGCUGGUGUGUGAACCCCAACACCGGGAAGCUGAUCCAGGGGGCCCCAACCAUCCGGGGGGACCCCGAGUGUCAUCUCUUCUACAACGAGCAGCAGGGGGCUCGCGGGGUACACACCCAGCGGAUGCAGUAAACCUACAGCCAGCCGGUGCCUGGCACCGCCCUCCACCCCUCCAAAGCUGGCAGAGCAAGGAGAGCGCUUGCGUGGUGGGUGGAGGGAGGAUUUUCCAGGAGUUCUGACACGUGUAUUUAUAUUUGGAAAGAGACCAGCACCGAGCUCAGCACCCCCACCCGCCCCCCCUCCCCCCCCUCCCCACCUUCCCCCUCCCCGGCUGGAGAUGCCUGCACCCUCCCUCCUCGAGUCCCUGCUGGGCAGGAAGCGGGUGGUUGCAGUGCGGAGCUGGGGUAAAGGUUUGGGAGAGGGAAAAAAGAAAUUUUUAUUUUUGAACCCCUGUGUCUCUUUUGCUUAAGAUUAAAGGAAGGAAAAAUAAA
This is a messenger RNA of Physeter macrocephalus (sperm whale), 769 nucleotides long. Its product is annotated as insulin-like growth factor-binding protein 2. Bases 36 to 410 code for a protein of 124 amino acids. The transcript is spliced from 3 exons. Gene Ontology annotation, molecular function: insulin-like growth factor I binding; insulin-like growth factor II binding. Gene Ontology annotation, biological process: regulation of insulin-like growth factor receptor signaling pathway. The record is from RefSeq and is a predicted model, not a curated record. Lineage: Eukaryota; Metazoa; Chordata; Mammalia; Artiodactyla; Physeteridae. Gene Ontology annotation, cellular component: extracellular region.